This is a messenger RNA of Antechinus flavipes (yellow-footed antechinus), 6347 nucleotides long. RefSeq names its product reticulophagy regulator 1 (gene RETREG1). Gene Ontology annotation, cellular component: endoplasmic reticulum membrane. Bases 917 to 1993 code for a protein of 358 amino acids. The record is from RefSeq and is a predicted model, not a curated record. The transcript is spliced from 7 exons. Lineage: Eukaryota; Metazoa; Chordata; Mammalia; Dasyuromorphia; Dasyuridae. Gene Ontology annotation, biological process: reticulophagy; negative regulation of neuron apoptotic process.
ACUUCCAAGUACAUAGUCUACCUGCAUUGGAGAGCUGAGGGGCUGAUGUUGCAGUGAUGAUUAACAAAUCAAGACUUCCAGGGACAUAGUCUACCUGAAUUAGAGAGUUGAGGGGCUGAUGUUGCAGUGAUGAUUAACAAAUCAAGACUUCCAGGGGACAUAGUCUACCUGAGUUAGAGAGCUGAGGGGCUGAUGUUGCAGUGGUGAAUUUUUCUUGGAAAAAUGGCUGACACCAUCCUUUAAAGAAAUACCAGCGUACAGUGAUGAUAUUUCUUAGAGUAAAGGGGAGAGGGGGAAAUCAAUUCCAGGUACAUUUUUUGCCAAGUGAGUCGUUGUGACAUCGAGCAAACAUUACUGAGUACUAUCACAGUUACAACACCUUUGGCUUCCAAACUCCCUGCUUCAGCUUGAGGGAUACGGGAUUGGUUAGUAUGUGCUGAGACUUCUGGUCACCUGGGUAGGGCUUAGUGCCCUGCCACGUUGAGGGGGGAAAAAAAAGAAGAAAGAAAAAAAAAAGAAAGGAACAGGCCUCUGUGAAGUCAUUCAAAUAAAGGUUAAUAACUGGGUGGUGAUGCUCCUCACAAGACUGGGGAGAAAUGCCUGGCAGCUGAGCUGCUCUUGCUCCCCAGCUGCCUGUCAUGGUACUUAGAGUAAGAGGUGACAGACCUGUUUAUUUAUAGAAGGGGCCAAUAACAAAGGCAGCACUGGGAGCUUCAUUCAGGACCAGCAGGAAGUGUGUAAACACUGACUGGAGGAGCCGGGAGCACUCUUCUCCAGAGGGGAAGAACUCUGGCCUGGUAUUUUUCCUACUGACAUAUUUAACUCCAGAGUUGAAAAGAGAGUCUAUCAUUUGGAAUAAUUACCCUGUUAUAGAAGUGCUGUAGUUGUAUCUCCUUUAUUUUUUUAAAGGGCUGAAAUGCCUGAAGGUGAGGACUUUGGACAAGGCGAAAGCUGGGAAGUGGUAAAUUCCAAAGCCGAUGAAAAGCCUGGACUCAGCCAAUGUAUUGCAGAAUCAUGGAUGAACUUCAGCUUAUUUCUUCAAGAAAUGGCACUCUUUAAACAGCAGAACCCUGGCAAGUUUUGCCUCCUGGUCUGCAGUGUGUGCACAUUUUUUACGAUCUUAGGAAGUUACAUUCCUGGAGUCAUACUCUCCUACUUUGUAUUACUCUGUGCCUUUUUGUGUCCACUGUUUAAGUGCAAUGAAUUUGGACAAAGAGUAUACAGCAAGAUCAAGUCAUUUCUGCUGAAACUAGAUUUUGGAAUAGGAGAAUAUAUUAACCAAAAGAGGCGAGAAAGAUCUGAGGCAGAUAAAGAAAAAAAUCACAAAGAUGACAGUGAAUUAGACUUUUCAGCCCUUUGUCCUAAGGUUAGCCUUACAACUGUUGCCAAAGAGUUAUCUGUGUCUGACACAGAUAUAUCAGAAGUAUCUUGGACUGAUAAUGGGACCUUCAAUCUAUCUGAAGGAUGUACUCCACAGACAGACACUUCUGAUGAUCUCGAUCGACCCAGUGAACAGGAAGAAGCUUUCUCCAGAGAUCUUUCAGAAUUUCCAUCUCUAGAAAAUGGCAUGGGAACAAAUGAUGAAGAUGAGUUGAGCCUUGGCUUGCCUAUCCAGUACAAAAGGAAAAAAGAACAGCUGGAUAGUGGUCACAGACAGAAUAAAGAGAGGCAUCCAGCAGCUGGUCUUUCCCUUCCUCUGAGCAGUGACCAAACCAUUCACUUGAUGGGUAAUCUGGCUGGUGAUGUCAUUGUAGCUGCAAUGUCUGCUGCCAUCAAAGACCAGUUGCAGCAGGGAGUGCAGAAAGCAUCUUCCCUGCCCGCACCUAGCCCAGGGGAUGACACAGACACAGAAGAAGGUGAUGAUUUUGAACUACUGGACCAGUCAGAGCUCGAUCAGAUUGAGAGUGAACUGGGACUUACACAAGACCAGGAAGCAGAACCACAGCAAAAGAAAUCUUCAGGCUUCCUUUCAAAUCUGCUGGGAGGCCAUUAACUUGGGAAUCAGAGCUUGCAACAGAGCAGAAAUAAACCACAAAAAAAUUUAAAACAAACAAAAAGAAAAAAAAAGAAAAUUAUAUGAGCUGUGAGCUUUAACUAUUACUUUAGAUUUGUUGUCCUAUUUUCCCUUCUGCAGUGAAUUAACUGGAUAUAUAUCAGCUGAAACUGAAAAUUUAAUAUUUCUGAUCAUUAUACCUAGGCCUAGUAAGCAUGGAAACGAAUUCUAUACCCACAGAGAGGAACGUUACAGAUUUUUUUUUUUUUAAAGGAAACGGUCAAACGUUAGAGUGAUACAACCUUCCAAGUAUUCUCUAUCCUUUUCAUCAUACUUCAUCUUUCAAGUCUGCAGUUUAUUGUGACACAGUGAGAAAGGUGUUGCAAUAUAUCUAUGUGUAGCUUUAUGCUAUCCUAUCCCCUCAGUAUCUUGAAAUAGUUUUAAAAUUUUGAUGUUAAAGAAUCCUUGCAUCAUUUUUUUUUUAAAUUUAAGAACUUGGACAGCACUAUCAAAAGGAAUUAACUAGGAAAAUAAAAUGAUUUUACAUAAAUCAUUAUUUUAAACUCUUUGGAUAGGCUGAUACAUUUCCAGGUUAUUUCUGCAGUAGUAGGCUUAUAGAUGUGUUAAGUGGCCUGCUCCUAAAUCGACUGCCAUCAAAAAGCAAGUAUUGCUAUGUCAUGCAGAUGCUGAUCAUGAUGUAAACAGACAAAAUUUCUGUUGUAGUUUGUUCCCUGUUUGUCAAAUGCUUGUGAAUAGGGAUUUUGUGAGUGCUGAUGUUUAACAUAAACAAGCCUUCUUCCUACACAGGCUGAUUUAUCUUCUACAUUAGUUGAUGAAACAGUAGCCCCUAAAAUUGUGGAGUUCUCUAGUCUUUGCUGUCAUUUGUGAACAUCAGCUGCCUAGCAGAAUUAUUUAGUCCUAUACCCCUGGUCUGGGUAAUUUAAGUAAAAGAGGAAUUCACUUUGUUUGGAAAUGUAUUUAUUUGUCAUUUUAAGUCUACACAUAGUAAUCUCUUGAUGAUUUGGGUUCUGGAAUAGAUUUUAACUAUCAAAAUAUCACAAAACUUUUUUUUUGAAAAUCUUUAAAUAACUAAAUUUGUUAUAAGGAACAGAUUUGUUAUUAAGGAACAAAGGAAGACAUGAAACCAAUUUAUUAAUGUGAAACUUUGAGAAGGGUUGAGGGACCAUGUCAGCUAUUACAAAAACAGCUAAUAUAGCUGGCAUUUUAAAAGAUGAACAUGGUCACCUGGAACCCCUCAGAAAGGAAGGAUAAUCCCAGCAAAUAGGAAGUCUAUUUUUCUUUCCUUUUGUUUACCUGCCUUAUCUUCCUAAAGAAAAAGUAUAGGUAAUUCUACAUUUUAAUGUGGUGUACCUUAUUUAUUUAUUUUUCUUUCUGAGGUAUUAAAAAUCUAGACUGAAUUUGCCAAAUAUUGUAGGGAGAAAAGUUACAUAAGACUUUUGACAUUUACUAUUUGUGGUUGCUGUGCUUUUGUAUCAGUAGGUGCCUAGUGGUUAUUGUUUGCUUGUCCCUUUUGGUACAAAGUGAGUCUGUGCCUUUGUUAUCUUGCCCAUUCUGGAACAAAGGAAAACUAUUUGUUGGACAAAUUGUGUGGUCUUGGGGAAAUAUGUCUUAAUACCAUUCAAUGAAAGUUUCUGGACAUGAAGAAAAAGUUAUAUAUCAAUAUUGUAAUAAAUAAUUUACAGGUUCUUUAUUCAUGUGAGCUUCCUCAUAAAAAUAUUCUUAUCCAGGAAGUCCAAACAUAUAUAAAAGCCAUUUCAAUUUCUCAGUUGAGAAAAAGUACAGGUUUCCCCUCCCCCCUUUAGUACCUUUAAGACAAUCCAGGUAGUCAUAAGAGUAUAAAGAGGACAAGCCUAACAGAAGAUUGUCAACAGUUGAGUUGUAUGGUGGAUAAACAAUGAAUGUUAGAGGGUCAAAUAUUUUAAAAAAUAAAAUAAAAUGGGCUUGGGGUGGGGUGGGAGUUGGCUUGGGAAAAGGUGGUACCAGGAUUGGAAGUACAGUAGUAGUAGUUCAGAUAUACACUAGCUUUCCUUAAACAGUGGCAUUGUAAGCAAGUGUGCACUUUAAUGCUAUUUGCUCAAAAAUAAAUGUGAUUAUUAUGUAUCCAACAAAACAGAACUCUUUUCAAAAUGUUAAUUAAACCAAGCAACAUAUAAUAAUGAAAGGAGUAGUUGUCAAGGCUUUUUGUAUAUAAUCUUUUUUUUCUGGUUUUGAGAUAUAGGUAUAAAUCAGUUGUGCAUUUGCCUUUGUGUUUGAGAAUUUGUAUGUGUCAUCUGGCACAUUAAAAAAAAAAGUUUCCCUGUAGUCAUCUUGCUACACGUGCUGUAUCACAAGAACAUAUUGUGGCAUUGUAUCUCUCCCCUGUAUCUCUUUAAAAAUGGUUUAAAAUCUCCUCUCAAGUCAAAAAAUAUUCAGUCAAAGUGAACCAGGUGUACCUUUUUGAUACUAAAUAUAUUAGAGUAAUUGUUCUCUAAUUUCACAUAGACCAUUCUGAGUAACAGUAUGUAAUAAUAUUGUCUAGGUGAUUAUGUACUUCUUUUUUAAUAACAAAAUAAUGCUAGAGAAGUGGAAGUUUUCUGUGUUGGUAUAUCAAUUUGGACUUUGAAGAAAAGACUAUUUUCCCUUUUUGAAAGACCUUUGUUUCUCCCUUGUUCUGUUAGCUUAAAAAAAUAGAAUCUUUACACUAAGGAUCUUCUUUAGAAUCAUACUAUUAAAGCUGAAAGAGACCUUAAAAGUCCUCUAAUUCAGUCCUAUCAUUUUACAGUUAAGGAAAUUGAGGCUCAGAAAGCAGAAUGUAAGCUCCUUUGAGGGCAGGACCUUGAGUUUUGUUUUGUUUUUUCCUUUUGGUCUUUGUCCUCCUCCUCUCUUCCCCCCCAGUGCCUAGCACAAUGUCUUGAAUGUUUUAGGCACUUAACAAAUACUGAUUCAAUUGAAUUAAUUUAAAAAAAUCUAUUUUACAGCUGUGUAACAAGAGGAGAGGAAAAAGUAAUGCUCUUUAAUGAAAUUAAACUUUUAGUAUUAAAAAAAUUUAGGAAUCUUAUUUUGUUGAAAUAAUUCCAUUUGCUUCAUUUGAGAGGGGGAAAAAAUCACAUACCCACAAGAAUAAUGUUAAGUUUGUGUUGUUUUAAAAAUAAAUAUUUGUCUAAAAGAAAUAAAGCAAACUAAACAACGUCAACAUUCAUAUUAAGCAUUAUUUGUUUAAGAAAUUUGUGCUUAAUGUUAACAUUUUUCCAACGUUUUUGCAAAACUACUGUGCUUGGGCAUUGUAGAAGAAACCAACCAGAUUAGGAAUAGUGUCUGCCCUUCAUGCAGUUUACUGUCAUGUUUAGCAUUCAGGCUGGGAUUUUUAAAUUACAUUUCUGAUUUGAACCAUUCAAAUUAUCUUGCUAUAGUUAGUGUGGGAGUAAAAUUAUUCUGAGAGAUUUGACUAAAUUACCAUUAAUGAUAGGUGAUAAAAUUAGAAGGUCCAAGAAUUAGAUAUUUAUGCAUUCCUAUCUCUUCUUUCCACUACUGUGUUAAUCUGACCUAAGCUUAGAUGGGAAUAAACAAGUUGGGAUUCUGGUUCUAUUAUGAUGGCCUGAAGUAAAUCAAUUAACAGCUCAUGUGCCUCAGUUUCUCCUUCUAUAAAAUGAGGAUUCUAGUAUUUAUUUCCACUCUACCUCACCAUGAUAUUGUGAGAACAAGAAAAUUAAUUCCUUGGACAAAGGCACUGUGUAAAACCAAGGUAUCCAUUAUUAUUUCACAAUAUAAUUUAUGAAGUCUUCCUUUGAGCAUUAGAAUAAAAGGCAACAUGCAAGUGCCUACUCAAAAUGAAAACUCUGAUAAGAUUUUCAUGGCUUUGCACAAAUGCAUACUUUUUCAUAUACUGAUUUGGUUUUGUUUUUUAAAUGUUUAUAAAGGAAGGAUAAAUGACAAUUUAUUAUAAUUGAGUAGAAUGACAAUUUAUUAUAAUUGAGUAGAAUUAUAUGAAAUAUUAAAAUACAUUUUUAUUUAGUUUGGAUUCAUUAUUCACUCGUAACUGAAUGAGAAAAACCUUGGUAUAAGGAGACUCCCCCAGAUGUAAAUUGAUCAUUCAGACUAAAGUCUGUGAACCAAACACUGUGACAGAUACCUUAGCGUCAAUUUAAAUUUAAUGUGAAUGUACCAUACUAAUCACCUGUAGACUUCAUAUAUCCAGAUAACCAGAAAUUUUGGAGGUUGCAAAAUGUCUUAAAACUGUUUAUGGAAGUAUCAUUUGCAGCACUUUACUUAACAUGAAUGUUUUAUAAACAUGGAAUAAUUGAUAGCAAUUGUUUGUAAACCAUUUAAUAAAUGUCUGUUAGUUUCAACCUUUCAA